Molecule: messenger RNA, 450 nt
Organism: Rotaria sordida
Lineage: Eukaryota; Metazoa; Rotifera; Eurotatoria; Philodinida; Philodinidae
Source: the annotation of a GenBank genome assembly
AUGUAUUCGUCUCUUCGACCGAUCGAUAUCGAGACAAUAGUUGAAGAAGCCUUUACAACUGCAUAUGAACUAAUCGAACCACUCAUUGGUAAAGAUACAUUAAAAACAAGCAAAUAUAAAACAACGGCAAGUCUUUCUAUGCUCAUCAUAAAACAUUACGAGACCGCAAAACUAAAAAUUCGAUCGUCACAACCGCAGCAAGUGUUUGAUGACCCAUCGGAAGAAACCAACAAUGAAGAUACAGAUGAAGAAGAUACAGAUAAAGAAGAUACAGAUGAAGAUGAAGUACAAGAUCUUUCUCACGUUCUUCUUCAUUCGUCGAAUGUCUCUUUUAAAGGCAUACGUGUGAAAGAAUCCAUUGAUCCAAAACAAUCCGAUUCGUUCUUCAAAGUUCGACGAGAAAAUGACACUACUGGUGUUUAUAUCCACAAGCAAACAGCUUCACUCUAA